Aricia agestis (brown argus) is the source of this 1827-nucleotide messenger RNA. RefSeq names its product cyclin-dependent kinase 6 (gene Cdk4). Gene Ontology annotation, molecular function: cyclin binding; cyclin-dependent protein serine/threonine kinase activity; ATP binding. Bases 191 to 1174 code for a protein of 327 amino acids. Gene Ontology annotation, biological process: G1/S transition of mitotic cell cycle; protein phosphorylation; regulation of G2/M transition of mitotic cell cycle. The record is from RefSeq and is a predicted model, not a curated record. NCBI's taxonomy places the organism in Eukaryota, Metazoa, Arthropoda, Insecta, Lepidoptera, Lycaenidae. Gene Ontology annotation, cellular component: nucleus; cyclin-dependent protein kinase holoenzyme complex; cytoplasm. The transcript is spliced from 7 exons.
AUUUCGUACAUUGGCUUUUAUUUAUUCAGAGUAUAUCGUUGAAUCACAAUUUUUCAUUCAUAUUUUUGUCCGAUUUUAUUAGUGCUUUGUAAAGUAAAUUGAAAUGAAGUUCAUUUUGUUACAAAACCUUUAAUUAAUUUCAUUCUUCGAAGUUGUAAACUUCACCGUAAACUUGUAACUUGUUUUCACAAUGUCGGGUUCAAGUGAUAGCAGUACCUCGAAAAGUCCGACACCUAGAGCUUCUGUGAAUGAUGUUAGUGUAUUAUUUCAAACUGCAAGAAAAUACGAGGAGCUUAAUGUUAUUGGAACAGGUGCCUAUGGUACAGUAUACAAAGCCAGAGACUUGCACAAUGGAGGUCAGAUAGUUGCGAUGAAGAAAGUAAAGGUAGCCCUCACCGAGGAUGGAAUACCACUGUCUACGCUAAGAGAAAUAGCUCUGCUGCGGCAGCUCGAAGCUUAUAGACACCCUAAUAUUGUACGUCUUCUAGAUGUAUGCCAUGGGGGGCAGUCUAUGGAGCGGGAACAUCAACUAGUCCUUUUCCUUGUAUUUGAGCAUGUUGAACAAGAUUUGGACUCUUAUUUGAAAAGGGCUCCGGGACCAUUGUCGGAAAAUAGAAUAAAGAGUAUGUCAUAUGAUAUUCUAUCAGGGGUGGACUUCUUGCACUCUCAUAGGAUAGUGCACAGGGAUUUGAAACCCCAUAACCUACUCGUCACCUCAACGGGCCGAGUCAAACUUGCCGACUUCGGACUGGCCAAGACGUAUGACACAGAGAUGAAGCUUACAAGCGUGGUGGUGACGCUAUGGUACCGCCCGCCGGAGGUGCUGCUGGGCGCGUCGUACAACACGGCGGUGGACGUGUGGUCGUGCGGCUGCGUGCUGGCGCAGCUGCACACGCGCACGCCGCUGCUGCAGGGCUCCUGUGACACGGAGCAGCUGCACUGUAUAUUCCGGCUAAUAGGUCGUCCGUCCCGUCAUGAGUGGCCGGACAACGUAUCUAUCCUGGCGGACAGCUUCCCCGAGUACCUGCCGCAGGACUUGGCUGAUGUGCUGCCCCGGACACACCCGCAUGCUGUGGACUUGAUCAAGGGAAUGCUGGUGUUCGACCCGGCGAAGAGACUGACGGCACUGGACUGUCUGGAACACCCCUACUUCACCGACGAGCCUCUUACAUAAGUAUACUUGCUCAUAUUUUACAAACAUUUUCUGAUGGUACGACCACUCAAUAGGACAUAUCACAUAGCGCAGUAUCCACGAAGUUAAUAUUAAAUUGAAUGUCAUCUAAGCCAAGUAGUUUAGAUGAGAUACAUUAUUAAUGUUAACUUUUUGGCAAGUUACAUCACCAAACGUCCUAAUGCAAAAUGCUUGGAAGUGUAGAUGGAGCAGCGACGUCGCCAUGGCCCCCUAGUAAUUACGGCACUAAAUAAUAUUGCCUCAUCAAAAGAGUAACUGUUUGAAAACUUACCACAUUGAGCAGUGAAUAAUAUAAGUAAAAAUAAUAUUGCCCUCAAGACUACGAGGUUAAAUAAUUUACAAGCGUUCAAAAAAGAAAUGUUCAAGAACAUUAACACUAAUAAGCGCAAAUAUGCACUUAUGUUAAUUAGCACAUAAUAAUAUUGUGCCUUAAUUUUUAACCGACUUACAUAAGCCGGUUAUUUUAUUGAAAAAUACGAUAAAAUACAAGUUUACCAAAUGCGAGUUGUGCGUAGAUAACUAUUUUUGGGUGCGUAUUUUACAAUGCAACUAGGAUUAAGUUAGGCUCGAUUUUUAUGCGGCGGCGUGAAUGCGCGGCUUAGGGCCGCGCUACACCGGAAUGGCAGCGGCAGGCG